CACACUCGUCUGGCUGUCCUGCUCCACGCAGCCGAGCUCUCAUCACGACGACUAACCUACAGAGAGGUGUCUACAGCCUGCAGCCUGCUCACAGUAGCCACUCACCAUGAACCUCGAGCCGCCCAAAGCUGAGAUCAAGUCGGCCACCCGGGUCACCGGGGGCCCCGCCACCCCGCGAAAGGGCCCGCCCAAGUUCAAGCAGAGGCAGACCCGCCAGUUCAAGAGCAAGCCUCCCAAGAAGGGGAUCCAGGGCUUUGGUGAUGAUAUCCCUGGCAUGGAGGGCUUAGGCACAGACAUCACGGUCAUCUGUCCCUGGGAGGCCUUCAACCACCUGGAGCUGAACGAGCUGGCCAAGUACGGCAUCAUCUGACCUCAGGCUCCGCCUCCUCCAUACACAGGGAUCUACUCCAAACAAACCACCACAACAAACUGUAAUACA
Messenger RNA from Centropristis striata (black sea bass), 439 nucleotides. RefSeq names its product phosphodiesterase 6G, cGMP-specific, rod, gamma, paralog b (gene pde6gb). Gene Ontology annotation, cellular component: photoreceptor outer segment membrane. NCBI's taxonomy places the organism in Eukaryota, Metazoa, Chordata, Actinopteri, Perciformes, Serranidae. Gene Ontology annotation, biological process: visual perception; positive regulation of G protein-coupled receptor signaling pathway; positive regulation of epidermal growth factor receptor signaling pathway. The coding region runs from base 107 to 370 and encodes 87 amino acids. The transcript has 4 exons. The record is from RefSeq and is a predicted model, not a curated record. Gene Ontology annotation, molecular function: cGMP binding; 3',5'-cyclic-nucleotide phosphodiesterase activity.